AUGUCUCGCAUGUGGGAGGUCGAUCCAGAAACAAGGACAAAGCUCCUUCAGAUCUCCAAGACAAAUGGCAACGACAGAUGCUGCGAUUGCGGUGCCCCAUCGCCUCAAUGGGCCUCCCCCAAAUUCGGCACAUUCAUCUGUCUCAACUGCGCAGGUACACACCGCGGUCUCGGCGUACACAUCUCCUUCGUCCGUUCAAUUACCAUGGACGCCUUCAAGCAUGCCGAGAUCCAGCGCAUGGAACUAGGCGGUAACGAGCCCUGGAAAGCCUUCUACGAUGCACACGAUGUUACGCUAUCGGAGGGUCGCACAUUCGAGGACUCAACGAUAAAGGAGCGGUACGAGGGCGAUGCAGGCGAGGAGUGGAAGGAGCGCUUAUCGUGUAAGGUCGAAGGGAAGGAAUACGUUCUCGGACAAGAGAAGAAGAAUAAUACCAGUAGUGUGUCACGAUCCAGCACACCGAUGAGUGUGGGGACCGGUGGUGUUGGACCUGGCAGGACGGCGUCACCAGCUGGUGGAAUGUCGAGGACGAGUUCUUUGAGAGCUGCGGCUGGAGCUGGAGCUGGGGCACCAGGGAAGAAAGAGCAGAACGAGGCGUACUUUGCAAAGCUGGGCUCGGAGAACGCCUCUCGUGCGGACAAUUUGCCGCCGUCACAGGGUGGGAAGUUCACUGGCUUUGGGGGUGGAUUGCCGCCUUCUGCUCCUGCUGCAGACCGACGUUCUUCGCCGUUUGGCUUUGGUGGUGCAGGAGGGAACCAGGCAUUUGAUGAUUUCCAGAAAGAUCCCAUGGCGUCAAUUACUAAGGGAUUCGGAUGGUUUGCGUCAGCGGUUGGAAAGAGUGCGAAGACUGUGAACGACUCAUAUCUUCAACCCACUGCAAAGCAGCUCGCCGAGUCCGACUUUGCGGCUCAAGCCCGUGUCCAGGCUGCUAACUGGGGCCAGAACUUGCAGGCCGGUGCCCGUGGCGCAGCCGAUCAAUUUAACCGUUUCGUAGAAGGCGACGAGAGCCGACCUGCCGGUCAACGCUCUCGCGUGGAACCUGAGCGACGAGACUUCUGGGACGACUUCUCGUCGUUGGGCGCACAAGAUCAAGCCGGUGGUCACCGUCGAAGCGGCUCGCGAUCUGGUGUCGUCGGAACAGCAGCUAUGCGAAAGACUCCUGCGACGAAUUCUUCUCUGGCUAAUUCGUCUACGCCUGCUUCUGCUGAGACUACUACCGCUCCGUCUGGAUUAGAGAGUACAGAGAGUACUACUACGUCGAAUCCUAAAGCGAAAGAUGACUGGGAUGAUAACUGGUAG
Molecule: messenger RNA, 1299 nt
Organism: Penicillium malachiteum
Lineage: Eukaryota; Fungi; Ascomycota; Eurotiomycetes; Eurotiales; Aspergillaceae
Product: GTPase-activating protein GCS1
Exons: 4
Coding region: 1-1299 (432 amino acids)
Biological process (GO): regulation of endocytosis; regulation of ARF protein signal transduction
Cellular component (GO): Golgi membrane
Molecular function (GO): GTPase activator activity
Source: RefSeq, a predicted model, not a curated record